Molecule: messenger RNA, 417 nt
Organism: Hyaloperonospora brassicae
Lineage: Eukaryota; Oomycota; Peronosporomycetes; Peronosporales; Peronosporaceae
Source: the annotation of a GenBank genome assembly
AUGCGCUUCCAAGAGUCGUUUCUGCUCCUGCUGGUCAUCGGUGUUGGUUGUUACGGCACCAACGCAGAGACCGAAGCCAGUAUGCUGUCCGACCCGAAGACCGAAGCCAGUGCGCUGCUUGACCCAAAGACCAAAGCCAGUAUGCUGCCCGACACGCACCUGCGACCGAAUCGAGCGCAUGCCGCUGAUGACCGCCGUUUUCACGAAGGGAAGGUACACGCAUCCAACGUUGCGGGAGUGCAUGAGGAGAGGAAUGUCCCCUCGUUCAAGCAAGUGUUCGGCGUUAUUCCAACGGGUCUUGGGGGCUCUUCGUUUGCCCGAGGCUCAAAGAAACUGCUUCUGUUUCCUGUGAAGGCACUCCGUCGUGCUUACCAUAAGGGGGUGGGUACGAUGGCCGGCGACAAGCGAUACAUGUAG